Messenger RNA from Annulohypoxylon maeteangense, 3293 nucleotides. Its product is annotated as fungal-specific transcription factor domain-containing protein. The transcript is spliced from 3 exons. Lineage: Eukaryota; Fungi; Ascomycota; Sordariomycetes; Xylariales; Hypoxylaceae. The record is from RefSeq and is a predicted model, not a curated record. Gene Ontology annotation, biological process: regulation of DNA-templated transcription; DNA-templated transcription. Gene Ontology annotation, molecular function: zinc ion binding; DNA-binding transcription factor activity, RNA polymerase II-specific; DNA binding. The coding region runs from base 250 to 3129 and encodes 959 amino acids.
UCUCAAUGGCUUCUUUUUGUCUUGGUUCUUCUAUCUUGACGAGAUUUACCUCACUUCUUCCCGGUCUUAAGCCUCAACGCUUAACUUUUGAACCUCCCGCCGCCAAAGGUUGCUAAUUAAGAAGAUAUAAAGUGAGGGACAGAGUCCGUGGUUUGCUUUUCCUCGGCAGGUAAGACAAUACCUCCAAUUCUCUCAGCCCUAUGCGCAUCGCGUCAAAGCCCGGAGAGUUGCCCGCGGAUCUCCCGCAUAAUGUCUAGCACAUCUUCCGCUUCUUUCGCCCACGCCAAUUCCACUCCGGCUCAAAUGGAUUCCCCAUCCCGCUCGUCGCCGAACGACAACUCUAUCAACUCGCCCGCCGCAACGUCGACGCCACAAGACCAUGCGCCGACACCAAGCGCCUUAUCCUCGGCUACUUCCAUAGCCGCCGGCGCUCCUCAUCCCACCACCUUCACACCGUCGGGACCGAUCUCGCUCGACCCCUCUACUACGCCCUCAUCCGCGCUCAAUCCCCGCAGCUGCGUGACAUGCCGCCGACGGAAGGUCAGGUGUGAUAAAUUUAUGCCUUGCGGCAAUUGUCGCAAAGCACAAAUCCAAUGCGUCUUCCCGGCUCCGGGCCGAGCCCCUCGGCGGCCGCGCGCAAAAGACCCGAAUGCCCCGCCGAAGCAGACGAGCGAGCGCGAGAUCGAACUCAUGAAGCGCUUGCGGAAGCUCGAGAGUAUCGUGGAGGAUCUGAGCGGCCAGAUCGAGGUCGAGACCGCGAGACACCCCUCUAGUGGUGGCUCGCCCGAGGCCGCGAUGGACAGCACCCCGCAAGAGAGGGAGCGGCGAAGGCAGAGCGGUUUCAUAUACAGCGAGAACCUCCCAGGCGGCUACCCGCCGGCGGAUUACUCGAAACUCGGCCGCUCCCAGACCGGCGACUCCGGGGGUCCUGGGACGAAGAGCCCGGCCGGGGAAGUUAAUAAGUCCUUCGGGAGGCUGGUUCUAAACGAGAAGGGGAAGACGCGGUACGUGAGCAGCGCGUUCUGGUCUAAGAUAAAUGACGAGAUCAACCAGCUGCGGACAGAGACUGAGCAGCUCAGCGACGAAGACACCGACGGCUCGGACGACGGCAGCAGUCCCGGAAUAUUUAACCCGUACCCGGAUCAGGUCGAUCAUCAUGGGUUCGUACUCGGCUACAGCUCCUCCAACGUCGAUCUUCGCAAAUUGCACCCCCUGCCGUCCCAGAUACCUUUCAUAUGGCAAGUUUACCAAGAGAACGUCGACCCUCUGGUCAAAAUAUUACACGUGCCAUCCACAAACAAGAUUAUCCGCGAGCUGAGAAGUAAUAUGAACGAUAUCUCGCCGGGGAUGGAGGCCCUCAUGUUCGCUAUAUACUACGCCUCGAUCACGUCCAUGGGAGACGACGAGGUCAAGAUAAACUUCGGCGCCGACAAAGGACAGCUUAUAAACAAGUACCGCUUCGCUACCGAGCAAGCUCUCGCGAAAGCCAACUUUCUCGUCACAUCAGAACUGGUAGUCGUGCAGGCCUUCACCCUCUUCCUUGUACUCGUACGGCGGUACGACGACACUAGAUUCGCUUGGACGCUCACAGGCCUCGCGAUCAGAAUAUCCCAGUCGCUGGGAAUUCACCGCGAGGGGACCAAGUUCGACGACCUAAGCCCCUUCGACGUGGAUAUGAGACGUCGGCUGUGGUGGGCGAUAUGCAUCCUCGAUCUUAGGUCGGCGGAAGAUCAAGGCACGGAGCUAACGAUCGCGGAGCGCACAUACGACACGCAAUUCCCGCUGAACGUCAACGACGCCGACAUAAGUCCCGAGAUGACGGAGUUCCCGGAAGAGAAGACGGGGCCUACGGACGUGACAUUCUGUCUUAUCCGCUACGAGAUAUGCGCCUUGUCUAGGAAGAUACAUUUCGCCACAAACGGGAUGGCCCCCUGCCACGGCCGGAGCACGGAAGCGGAACGAGACAAUAUGCUUCUCGAAUGCUACGAACGCAUAGAGAAGAAAUACCUCAAGACAUGCGGAGAUAAAGAUGUGGACGUGCUGCAUUGGGUCGCCGCCAUGAUCGCGCGGCUUAUCAUGGCUAAGAUGAGACUAAUUAUCUACCAGCCUAUGCUGCUCCACUCGACCGGCCAGGCGCUUAAUAAAGACGUGCGGCAUCGCUUAUUCAUGGCUUCUCUGGAGGUUGUCGAAUAUACCAAGGUCUUGAACCUAGAGCCCCGCUGUCAGCAGUGGCGCUGGCUCUUCCAAACAUACGCCCAGUGGCACGCCGUGGCUUAUCUCCUAUUAGAGACGUGCAGAUUACCUUGGACGGCGUCGCUCGAGCGCGCUUGGAUCGUGCUCAACGCCGUAUUCCAAACCCCAGACGCGGCCGAGCGCGCCAGGCCAGGAGUUUGGGUUCCUCUUCGCAAGCUCAUGACGCAGGCCAAGCGCCAUAGGGAGGAAGAGGUGAAGCGGUUAAGAGCAGAUCCCGAAGCCGCACAGCAGCUCGACAUCGACGAGCAGAAGCAAUUGCAACCUGAUAACUUCAAACACCUAUCGAGCUCCGUAAGAAGCUCCCUCGCCCAAGACCAGUGGCGGAAGCUUGUCGGGGUCAAGGGUCCCGAGAAACCCGUCUUCACCCUCGCUAGCGUCACGAACGCUUGCCCGCCGACGGAGGUCAAACCAGAGAGCAAAGAAGUCCUUCAGCAACAAACAAGUGUCGGCGAACCCGAGCCCGAGAUGCAGUACGUCGACCACCUGAUGUCUCAGCCGUAUCUCGACUCGCAAGACCUCUUCUCCGUAGCCUUUCCUAGCAAUCAGGUAUAUAUGACCGAAGGGGGCGCCCAACCACCGGGCAAUUCCCGUCCGGCUCCGCCCGCUCCCACUGGAACAUUUGAAACGCCCGGUAGCAGCGCUUACGGCGCCGCCGCGGCCCCCCCUCAACAAAACUUCCUCGAGGAUAAUCCGCCGCCUUGGCUUUGGUCCGAUAAUUGGGCCAACGGUCCCGCAAACAAUACGACGGCGAAUACGGCCACACCAAGGACCGAGGAUCAAGACGUCGACAUGGACGCAGAAGAGGGGUUCAACUGGCAAACUUGGGUGGACAACGGGCUCGCGAUGGGUCGGGUCGGUUUCAUGGGAGGGAUUUGAUAUAAGUAGCGCGAAUGAUAAACGAAUCACCUUUUCAUGGGCGGCAUUCAUUUGAGCAUCAUGGAUGGAAGGGCAUAUACCGAUUUUAGAUCGGAAUACGGAGGAGGAUUAAGCAAUGUCUUCGUUUGAGGACAGUCGAUUCUGCCCACCCGCUGCUAAAGAGC